AUGGCCUCUCCCCAUCCUUCGACUACACCCAGCACGCUGCCAAUUCGUUCUCGCCUGAAUAUCUCGCCCUCUCUCGUUGCUCCCAGCUCGUUCCUCUUUUCUCAGCCUGCCACCACCACCACCACCACGCCUGCCAAUCCCCCGCAUACGCACACCCAAGCCCACCCGUCACCAAGAGCAGCACACCGGCCCAGCAUGGACAAGCCUCAGCAGCCCAGUUCUUUCCAGCAGCUGGAGAAGCUUGGUGAAGGUACCUAUGCCACAGUUUUCAAAGGCCGCAAUCGACAGACCGGCGAGAUGGUCGCCCUGAAAGAGAUUCACCUGGAUUCGGAGGAAGGCACGCCAUCCACGGCCAUCCGAGAGAUCUCCCUGAUGAAGGAGCUGAAACACGAAAGUAUCGUCUCGCUAUACGAUGUGAUUCACACGGAAAACAAGCUCAUGCUCGUUUUCGAGUUUAUGGACCGGGAUUUGAAGCGAUACAUGGAUACCAAGGGAGACCACGGCUCGCUCGACUAUGUUACCAUCAAGUCAUUCAUGCACCAGCUCAUGCGAGGCAUUGCUUUUUGCCACGAAAAUCGCGUGCUGCACCGUGAUCUCAAACCCCAGAACCUGCUCAUCAAUAAAAAGGGUCAGCUCAAGCUUGCCGAUUUUGGUCUCGCACGCGCCUUUGGUAUCCCCGUCAACACGUUCUCAAAUGAGGUCGUUACGCUCUGGUACCGCGCCCCGGACGUGCUUCUCGGGAGCAGGACGUAUAACACUAGCAUUGACAUUUGGUCCGCCGGCUGUAUCAUGGCUGAGAUGUACACUGGCCGGCCGCUGUUUCCCGGUACGACCAACGAGGAUCAACUGCAGAAAAUCUUUCGACUAAUGGGGACUCCAUCCGAACGGUCAUGGCCCGGCAUAUCGCAAUUUCCCGAGUAUAAACCCAACUUCCAUGUCUAUGCCACUCAGGACUUGAGGCUCAUCCUGCCUCAAAUCGACCAACUGGGCUUGGACCUGCUUACUCGCAUGCUGCAGCUACGGCCAGAGAUGCGGAUCAGCGCGGCAGACGCAUUACGACAUCCCUGGUUUAAUGAUCUGCCACAAUUGCAGGCCCAGUUACAACAACAACACCACCAGCAACAGCAUCACCACCAGCAGCAAUCACAGUUGUCGGGAGGUUACGGGGGGAUGGUUGCAGCGCAGCCGGGAUACUAA
Molecule: messenger RNA, 1197 nt
Organism: Talaromyces atroroseus
Lineage: Eukaryota; Fungi; Ascomycota; Eurotiomycetes; Eurotiales; Trichocomaceae
Product: Negative regulator of the PHO system
Exons: 3
Coding region: 1-1197 (398 amino acids)
Biological process (GO): protein phosphorylation
Cellular component (GO): nucleus; cytoplasm
Molecular function (GO): cyclin-dependent protein serine/threonine kinase activity; ATP binding
Source: RefSeq, a predicted model, not a curated record